This is a messenger RNA of Funneliformis mosseae, 420 nucleotides long. Lineage: Eukaryota; Fungi; Glomeromycota; Glomeromycetes; Glomerales; Glomeraceae. The record is from the annotation of a GenBank genome assembly.
AUGGUCAAUGCAAAUCCACAUAAAAGUCAUAAAUUACCCUCGAGUUUUUUACAAUGUAACGCAUCACAAGGUUCAAAGACACCACCAGUCUUACUCGAUGUUGUAUUUAAUCCACAACCCCAAGAAGAAAAAAGAAAUCCUACUCUUGAUAUUACUAUUUCCGGAAAAUUUACGGAAGAUGUUACCAAAAAAACCUUUACUGUGGUUGCAUUCGUUGAUGAAGUAACUCAACAACUCGCAUUCCCCCCCACUAUAUUAGCUGCUUGCACUGGAAGUGAAUGUCCAGUUAAAGCUGGUAAAAACUUUAAUCAAACGGUGGAAGUUGUACUUCAAAAACAAUCUGAUUAUCCUUAUCUUAUUCCGACCAGAAUGGUAGUUAGUGUUGCAAAUUCAGAUACUGAUAUUCUGGGAGAAAUGUAA